Messenger RNA from Dermatophagoides pteronyssinus (European house dust mite), 535 nucleotides. RefSeq names its product V-type proton ATPase subunit Vha14-1 (gene Vha14-1). The record is from RefSeq and is a predicted model, not a curated record. Gene Ontology annotation, molecular function: proton-transporting ATPase activity, rotational mechanism. Gene Ontology annotation, cellular component: membrane; proton-transporting V-type ATPase, V1 domain. NCBI's taxonomy places the organism in Eukaryota, Metazoa, Arthropoda, Arachnida, Sarcoptiformes, Pyroglyphidae. Gene Ontology annotation, biological process: proton transmembrane transport.
CGUUUUGAGUCAGCAUAUUUUCUGUUUUUGGUCCAUUCGAGUUUCAUUCAUUUGUUAUCAUCAUUGCAUUUUUUGUUUUGUUUACUGAUUUUGGAACCGGAUUUAUUCCUUAGAAAAAAAUAACCAAACAAAUUAACAAAAAUGGCACUAACACGUGGUAAAUUAAUUGCCGUCAUCGGUGAUGAGGAUACCUGCGUUGGAUUCUUAUUCGGUGGAAUUGGCGAAGUGAAUCGCAGUAAAUCACCAUCACAUAAUUUUCUUGUUGUCGAAAAGAAUACAUUACCAUCGGAAAUUGAAUCAACAUUUCAGGCAUUUUUAAAACGUGAUGAUAUCGAUAUCAUAUUGAUUAAUCAGAAUAUUGCCGAAAUUAUACGACACGCAAUCGAUGCACAUACAGCACCAAUACCUGCAAUAUUGGAAAUACCAUCAAAAGAUCAACCAUAUGAUCCACAAAAGGAUUCAAUUUUACGUCGUGCCAAAGGUCUUUAUUCAGCUGAAGAAUAUCGUUAAGAAAACGAAAUUACCAAAAAAAAAA